Pollicipes pollicipes is the source of this 669-nucleotide messenger RNA. RefSeq lists its product as uncharacterized. Lineage: Eukaryota; Metazoa; Arthropoda; Thecostraca; Pollicipedomorpha; Pollicipedidae. The record is from RefSeq and is a predicted model, not a curated record. The transcript is spliced from 2 exons. The coding region runs from base 1 to 669 and encodes 222 amino acids.
AUGACUGCAAGCCUCAGCGGCCUCACCAGCCUCAGCGGCCUCCCCAGCCUCAGCGGCCUCCCCAGCCUCAGCGGCCUCUCCAGCCUCAGCGGCCUCUCCAGCUUCAGCAGCCUCACCGGCCUCUCCAGCCUCACCAGUCUGGGCAGCCUCAGCAGCCUCGCCGGCCUCAGCAGCCUCUUCAGUCUGGGCAGCUUCACCGGCCUCUCCAGCCUCAGCAGCAACUUCAGGCUCAGCGGUCUCGGCAGCUUCACCAGCUUCAGCGGCCUCUUCAGCCUGAGCAGGAGCACCACCAUCAACGGCCUUCCCAGCCUCGCCCACCGCAGCAGCUUCAGCGGUCUGCCCAGCUUGAACUGCCUCAGCAGUCUGCGCAGCAUCAACUUCUGCCAUUCCAGCUUCUGGGCCAGACUCAAGGAGAGCACCUUCAAUCUUCUGCGCCGAUGUGACCUCAGGAACAGUCUCAACCGCCACUCCAGUUACGGUCUCAGCAACGGCAGGGGCGACAGCCUCAGCAGAGGCCUUAGCGUCGGUGUUGGCAGCAUGCUCCGGAGCCGCUUCCGGAAGGCACCGCAGACCAUGGUGGUGGCCGGGGUUGGGCAUAGCCAGCGCCGCUGUCAGCGCCACCGAGACAAGGACCUGCAAGUGACCAGGGACUCAGCGGCCAGCAGGUAG